Messenger RNA from Pseudoliparis swirei, 1044 nucleotides. RefSeq names its product histone H4. The transcript has a single exon. Gene Ontology annotation, cellular component: nucleosome. Gene Ontology annotation, biological process: nucleosome assembly. The coding region runs from base 53 to 364 and encodes 103 amino acids. Gene Ontology annotation, molecular function: DNA binding; protein heterodimerization activity; structural constituent of chromatin. NCBI's taxonomy places the organism in Eukaryota, Metazoa, Chordata, Actinopteri, Perciformes, Liparidae. The record is from RefSeq and is a predicted model, not a curated record.
CGUGUGAACGGCUGGUCGCUGGUCACCUUGUUGAAAGACUUUGACAGUGAAGAUGAGCGGAAGAGGGAAAGGAGGAAAAGGACUCGGUAAAGGAGGCGCUAAGCGUCACCGUAAAGUCCUCCGUGAUAACAUCCAGGGAAUCACCAAGCCCGCUAUCCGCCGUCUGGCUCGCCGCGGUGGAGUGAAGCGUAUCUCCGGUCUGAUCUACGAGGAGACCCGCGGAGUGCUGAAGGUGUUCCUGGAGAACGUGAUCCGUGAUGCGGUCACCUACACCGAGCACGCCAAGAGGAAGACGGUGACCGCCAUGGAUGUGGUGUAUGCUCUGAAGAGACAGGGACGCACCCUCUACGGAUUCGGGGGUUAAACUCUGACUGGCAACCAAAACCAAAGGUCCUUUUAAGGGCCACACGCUAUUUAAAGCACUGACUUCCAACAUAGUUUUAUCUAUUCAAUUGUGAAAAUCCUUUAAAGUUUUUAUUUCAUUUCUGUGACUAGAAAAUGAAUAGUUAUACCGAUCUAACAAUAAAUAAUAUAGUUAAUUGACACUUGAUAGAACUCUUGGCUAAUUUAAAUGUCAUUGUUUGUCACUGUCAUACAGGGGGGAAAUGUUCAAUACAAAUGUUAAUGUAUAUUUAUUGCUUUUAUCUGUACUGUAGGCAGACAUGGCUAGAUGCAAACUCAGUGGAGGAGCAAAGAAAAAGAAGACAGAGAAUAGACAGUGAUCCAGACAGCAGAAGGGACAAUCUAGAGAAGGAGAGACAAGGUGGAAGAACAGGGUCCAAAAUAGGAGAAUUAGGACCAAGGGAACAGAGGCACUGCAGGAAGUAUUGGAGGAAAGCUCAGAAAAGGUCAAGAAGGUCAAGACAGGAAGUAGACACCCCUCCAGAUAGUCCAGUAGAGCAGAGUAUGCAGGAGCCAACUUCCAGUAGACGUGCUCAACCGAACCAGGAUGUGUUUAGCUUAAAGUUAAACUUUUACUUCGUUUAUAGAAUAGAGCUGGUGGUGUAUUGAGUUAAUUCUUGGUCAUUAAAGAUCUUUACCUUU